Molecule: messenger RNA, 1215 nt
Organism: Rhinocladiella mackenziei CBS 650.93
Lineage: Eukaryota; Fungi; Ascomycota; Eurotiomycetes; Chaetothyriales; Herpotrichiellaceae
Exons: 2
Coding region: 1-1215 (404 amino acids)
Source: RefSeq, a predicted model, not a curated record
AUGGCAAAUGGAGCGUCGACGCCCACACCGACGCCUCAGUUCCCUACACAUAAUGCGCCGAGAGUGUGGUUGCUCACCUCAGGGGACAGCUUGAUGGGCAUCUCUAUCGCCCGCCGAAUCCUCGAUCACGGCGACUACGUUGUCUCCGGUAUCAUACCGGCUGACUUCGAAAGCGAGGGGACACGGAGUCAGAAAUUCAAAGCAUUUCUAUCUGAAGUCGGGCGGAAAAAUGGAUGGAAGGAACGAUUGAAAGUUGUCGCGUUAGAUGUGAGAGUCGUGGCACAAUGCCAAGCCGCUGUGGCCGAGGCUGUGCGUACCUUUCGCCGAAUUGAUAUUCUGUUCUGCUGUACCAGUGAAGCAGUCGUUGGGACAGUCGAAGAGCUCGCAGCUAAUCGGCGAACCUUGACGCUUGUGAGAGACCAGUUCGAGAAGAACUUCUUUGGCCCCAUGAACAUCAUCAAAGCCGUGAUCCCGCAAAUGCGAUCGCAAAUGAACGGCCAUAUUAUCGUUCUGACUGGAAUUACCGGCCACCUGGGCACGCCGGGCUUGAGCAUGUACUGUGCCUCGGGAUGGGCGCUGGAAGGCUUCUGCGACAGUAUUGCGUACGAAGUCGCACCAUUCAACAUCAAAUUGACUAUUGUCCAAGCUAGCGUCGAGAUUGGCAUUCUGACCAAUAAAAUCACCUCCGUACCUCCGAUGAAGGAGUAUUCCCGGGAGUUUGGCCACACGGCCCCCAUAUUUCGAGGGAUACUGGAUGGUCUGCUGAAUCGAUUACCUGGCAUCCGUGCUCAGUAUCCCCCCCCGCCUGAAAAGGAGAUUCAUUCACCCUCAUCGGAAGCCGAGAGGCAGAGUGGUCCCUACCUUCUAAGUCGUGACGAGGUGGUCAGUUUGUAUCCACCUCUCAGCCAUGCUCAUACCGAGAAACUGAUAGCGGAAACGGUCCACGCAUUAACGGCGAUCGGUGGGCAUGAGAAUCCUCCUGCAAGACACAUUGUUGGCGUCGAGGGGGUGGCGAGUGUGAAGGAAAAGCUCAAAACAGUAAGUGAAGAGCUGGAGGAAUUUGUGGAGACUAGCACGUCGGCCGACAUUGGCAGAUAUGGCACCAGUGCUGGACAAGCUUCCAGUGUGGUGGAUGUGGACAUCAAGGAUCUUGAAGGCGAGGCCUUGGAUGCCUCACUCGGCGUACAUUCUGGGCCAGAAAGUGCUCCGGGAUAG